GUGUGUGUUCAUUGUAUUUUUCAUAUAUAAUUGAUUUGUAGAAUUAAGGUAAGGUAAGAAAAAUGAACAUGGACUUGUCUCCCAAGUUUCCGGCAAGGUUCACAGAGACCGAAGCCGGCGUGUACUACCACUGGGCAGCUGCCGAUUCUCAAGUCCUUGGUGAGGCCAAAGUUGCAGCUGGUAAGCUUGUGUUGAAGCCUCAGGGCUUUGUUCUUCCUCACUAUGCCGAUUGCUCCAAAGUUGGUUAUGUUCUUGAAGGUAAAUGUGGAGUUGCAUUAACAGUACCAGGCAUUAACACAAAGGAAAACAUGGGUUACAUAGGUGUUAAAAAAGGGGAUGUUUUACCAAUUCCCUGUGGAUCAGUUUCAUCAUGGUACAACUAUGGAGAUUCAGAUGUGGUUAUAAUAUUCAUGGCUGAUGCAACCAAGGCCUAUGUCGCCGGAGAAAUCACCUAUUUCUUAUUAACCGGACAACAAGGUCACUUACGGGCUUUCUCCCCCGAAUUCAUUGCCAAAACUUACCAAAUCAAUGCCGACAAGGCUAAAAACCUUGUUGGCAGCCAAAAGAGCGUGUUGCUUAUCAAGCUUAGUGAAGAAGAAGCACGAAAAAUCCCAAACCCGAACGAGGAGGUAUCAAAUAUUUUGGUCCACAACAUGGAUGCUUCACAACCCGACGUUGAAGUCGAUAAUGGUGGCAAAUUGACUACCAUAAAGGGUACGGAGUUUCCUUUGCUUGAACAAGUGGGGAUUGAUGUUAGUCGCUUGGUGCUUGAAAGCUGCGCCACCAGGGCACCGUCUUACGCAACGGAGCCACAAGUUUGCUACAUCGCGAAAGGAAGUGGUGAAGUGCAAAUUGUGGGUAUCAAUGGCAAGCUUGUGUUGAACACUAAAGUGGAAACUGGUCAAUUAUUUGUGGUGCCGAAGUUGUUCGCGGUUGUUGUAUCUGCUGAUGAACAAGGCAUAGAAUUGGUCUCAAUUGUAACAUCUACAAGAGCCGCAGUGGGAGAAAUAGGCAGUAAAAAUUCGGUUUUGAAAACAAUUCCAUCAAUAUUGCAAAUGAGCUUUAAUGUGAGUCAAGAAUCAACUCAACAUUUCCUGCAGAUGUUGGAAACCGGCACCAUUGUUGUCCCUGCAAUGAAUUUGUACUGAUCUUAAAUGCCGGUCAUGGAGUGUGAUCAAUAAAUUUAUGUUUCUCCCAUCUGUGGGUUUUAAUAAAAAUGUAUUAUCCAUCCAUUAAAAUGAGUUGAUUUAUAUUCGAGAUCAAAGUUUAAUUCAUAGUAUCACUUAUAUAAUAGUGUAACCUAUAUCUGUGAAUGUGUAAUUUAUGUAGUCUAAGUAUAUUGGAAUAAAGUGGUUUGUCAAAUUUGAAUAAUAUAUUCAUUUUAAAGUGCUA
This is a messenger RNA of Gossypium raimondii (Peruvian cotton), 1392 nucleotides long. Its product is annotated as cocosin 1. Lineage: Eukaryota; Viridiplantae; Streptophyta; Magnoliopsida; Malvales; Malvaceae. The coding region runs from base 63 to 1148 and encodes 361 amino acids. Gene Ontology annotation, molecular function: nutrient reservoir activity. The transcript is spliced from 3 exons. The record is from RefSeq and is a predicted model, not a curated record.